AAGCUUGACAUCAUCCUACCAGAAGCACCAAAGCAUCACGAAUAACCAAAUCACCAAGUUACCAAGUUACCAAGUUACCAAGUCACCAAGUCACCAAAAUGGCAGACGUGCAUCCUCGGGCAAUUCCCACUCCCGCAGAGCCACAAGAUGGCAACGUCGUUCAAAAUAUGAUGAACUCCGCUCGCGAGACCAUGGAGUCAGCCCAAAACAACCCGACCGUCAAAGACGUCAAGCACUCACUGACCGAGGGCCCCAUCGCUCAGGGCGUCAAAGAGCAAACUGGGAAGGCGUCGGCCGAGUUCCAAGAUUUGGCGAACUCGCGGACCACGCCUGAGCAGCCUGCUGCUACUGGCCAGCCGUUGACCCAUUAUCAUUCGAUGCUCUACCGGCUGCUCAGCUGGAAGAACCCCCGUGCCACCGCCAUCACCUUCGCCGCGAACGUUCUCCUCAUCUUCGCCGCUCGCUACCUCAACAUCCUUCGCUAUGCGUUCAAGGGUCUCUACAUGGUGCUCGGAAUCACUGCCAGCGCUGAGAUCGUGGGACGAUCGGUGUUCGGAAACGGAUUCGUAACGCAGCUGAGGCCGAAUCGCUACUUCAUCAUCCCAAGGGACUCGCUGGAGCGGUUUACCGACGACUUCGGCCAGCUGGUGAAUUUCGUGGUCAUUGAGUUCCAGCGUGUCGUCUUCGCGGAGAACAUCUACGUGACGCUCGGGGCCUUCCUCUCCACCUUCCUCUCCUACUUCCUCAUCAAAUGGCUCCCCCUCUGGGGCCUCGCCCUCCUCGCCACCUCCACCGCCUACCUCGCCCCGCUGAUCUACCUCCAAAACAAGCCCUUCAUCGACGCCCACCUGCAGCGCGCCUCCGACCUCGUCUCUGACCAGGCGCAGCAGAUGCGUUUGCUCGCCGCGGAGCGUGCGGGGCAGUAUUCGGAGCUGGCGAGGAGCGUCGCCGGGGAGUAUACAGCGAAGGCGCAGGAGUUGGUCGGCGGUGCGAGGCAGAGGGGGAAUGGGAACGUUGGGGAGAAGAAGCCAGUGGGCGUGAAGGAGGGGGAUUUUCCGAGGGCGCCGAGGGAGGAGCCGGUAGUGGUAGAGGGGGUAACGUCGGGGGCGGAGCCGUCGAUUCCGGUGGCUAGUUUCUAGGGGUCUACUGUCGAUGAGCUGGAAUCCACUACGAGGUGGAGUUGAGAACCUGUGAGGAGGUGCCGGUAAUAGCAACGCAAUCGAUCCGCACUGCGGAAAAGCAGGCGGUUUGUGCAAAGUACCGUACCACUAAUUGCAGUCUGCAACGAUGACGAACGCAUGAGCAGGCGGAUGAUGGACU
Messenger RNA from Eremomyces bilateralis CBS 781.70, 1320 nucleotides. RefSeq lists its product as uncharacterized. Lineage: Eukaryota; Fungi; Ascomycota; Dothideomycetes; Eremomycetales; Eremomycetaceae. The record is from RefSeq and is a predicted model, not a curated record. The transcript has 7 exons. The coding region runs from base 99 to 1139 and encodes 346 amino acids.